Labrus bergylta (ballan wrasse) is the source of this 1048-nucleotide messenger RNA. The record is from RefSeq and is a predicted model, not a curated record. Lineage: Eukaryota; Metazoa; Chordata; Actinopteri; Labriformes; Labridae.
CAUCACCAUCAUGUUUAUAUUUUGCUGAUGUGAGUGACUGUGGAGGGGAAAUCCCGACGGUUAUCAUGAGGGGGCGUGGCUAUCGGCUGUGUGUGCGCGUGUGUGUCAGAGUGUGUGUGUAGCUCGUGCAGUCUUCAGAGCGAAGUUGGAGCUGCUUCACGAGCAUCGUGAGCAGCACCUGAUGUACCUCCGCUAUGUGUGUGUGUGUGUGUGUGAGUGUGUGUGUGUGUGUGAGUGAGUGUGUGUGUGUGUGUGUCACUGAGCGGAGCGCGGAUGAAUCGAUCAUCGGCUCAGUGAUCGAUUAAUCAGCAGGAUUUAAUAUUCAUCUGUUGACUUUUCCUGCUGAAGGAUCAAACAUUCUUUAUUUUUCUGUUGGAGGGAUUACUCCAGAACAUUUCUCUGGGAUUAAACAUCCAUUUACACGCCUCCUGCUGACGUCAUCAGGAGCUGUGCUCCUAUUGGAGCGUCUCUAAAGAUCAGUGAUGCGCGCCCUCAGCUCUCUCUGUGCUCUGUAUUUGUGGCAGUGACAGCCUGCGGCCUGUAGGGGGCGAUGUCUGCCCUCUAUAACAGCCGGGACAUCGUGGAGGACUUCCUGCGUCACAGGCUGCAGCAGGACGGGCGAGUUACGCUCCCGCCGCGACGACAUCACGCCGCUUUGAGGUCGACUUCCACAUCGUCACUGACAUGGAGAGCUGUUCGAGUGAUGACAUCACACCGAGACUUUCACCCAGACCUCACGGCCGUCCUGCGGAGUGCCUGCGACGAUCUAGCACGCCGUUACCAUGGCGACCUGGCGGCCAACCUGUCGGCGCUGUCGCAGCAAGACGGCGUUGAGGCGGCAGGGCUCGGGGGUCUGACGGCGGUGAGGGAGGAGCUGUUCAGAGACGGGGUGAACUGGGGACGUAUCGUGGCCAUGAUGGAGGUGGGCGGAGCCGUGUGCUCUGAGGCGGUGAAGACGGGCGGGGCGCAGCAGGUGGAGGUGAUCGCCGGCUGGAUGGAGGAGGGUCUGGACUCUCUCCAGGGAUGGAUAGACGAUAACGGAGGAUGG